AUUGUGGGUUAGGGGCAAUUGUAACAUAAGUGACGUAUACUGCCAACUAACUCCACACUUAAUAUAUGUAGGUGGUAACUUACAACAAAAAAUAAUCUACUUAACAUUUUCUGUGCAGGGGCAGUAAUAUGACUGAAAUCUGUGAACCCUUAACCUUGGCAAGGGAUGUAAAAAGGUCAAUAGAGUUAUUAGAAAAACUUCAGGCUAGCGGAGAUUUUCCAACAACAAAAUUAGCCGCAUUACAAAAAGUUCUAAAUUCGGAUUUUUUGAACUCUGUGCGUGAAGUCUAUGAACAUGUUUACGAAACAGUUGAUAUACAAGGCUCACACGAUGUUCGGGCAUCUGCAACAGCUAAAGCAACUGUGGCUGCUUUUGCUGCCAGUGAAGGCCAUGCACAUCCAAGAGUUGUAGAGUUGCCAAAAACAGAGGAAGGUUUGGGCUUCAAUGUCAUGGGGGGCAAAGAGCAGAAUUCUCCCAUUUAUAUCUCGCGAAUAAUACCAGGUGGCGUUGCAGAUAGACAUGGAGGCCUAAAAAGAGGAGAUCAGCUGCUUUCAGUAAAUGGAGUGUCGGUUGAAGGGGAAAAUCAUGAGAAAGCAGUUGAAUUAUUAAAGCAAGCGGUUGGUUCCGUAAAGCUUGUGGUACGUUACACACCCAAGGUUCUUGAAGAAAUGGAAAUGCGGUUUGAUAAACAACGUAAUACACGUCGUCGUCAAUAAAGCUAACAGAAAUGUAUCUUAAAAUUACAACAACAA
Messenger RNA from Drosophila montana, 752 nucleotides. It is a transcript of the gene veli, whose product is annotated as L27 and PDZ_signaling domain-containing protein veli. Lineage: Eukaryota; Metazoa; Arthropoda; Insecta; Diptera; Drosophilidae. Gene Ontology annotation, molecular function: protein binding. Gene Ontology annotation, biological process: protein localization to basolateral plasma membrane; neurotransmitter secretion; maintenance of epithelial cell apical/basal polarity. The transcript is spliced from 4 exons. The record is from RefSeq and is a predicted model, not a curated record. Bases 129 to 716 code for a protein of 195 amino acids. Gene Ontology annotation, cellular component: synapse; basolateral plasma membrane; cell-cell junction.